UUUCAAAUUGUACGUUACGUCGAGUGCACGUGUUAUGAGGCUGAACUUUAAGUUCAAAAAUCUUUUUGGAACAGCCUACAAGUGUGGAUCCAUUGUUUUUACGAACAAUGGCUUGGGUCUUUUGAGCCCAGUUGGCAACCAGAUAACAGUUUUUGAUCUUAAGAAAGAUGAAGUAGCAUCUAUUGAUAUUUCCUCGUUCCACGAUGUGCAUCAUUUGGCGUUGUCUCCUUCAAUACCUCUUCUAGUCGCCAUUAAUGAGGUUGGUGAUGCGUCUUUAUGCUCACUCUCCACAGGAGCUGUGAUAUCUGUGUAUCCUUUCAAGGGAGUGGUCUUGGCUGUUUCCUUCAGCCCAGAUGGAAAGUUCUUGGCUGUUGCAAAAGGUAAUAAUGUGAUGCUUUUCUUCGCACCCUCUCCAAACCGCCAGUUUAAUCAUUUGGAACUCUAUCGCGUGUUUUACGGCUUUACAGAUAACGUUACUUGUAUUGAUUGGUCUCGUGAUUCUAGGUUUUUCAUUGCUGGAUCAGUCGAUUCCACUAUCCGGUUAUUCUCGGUAUACAAUAUACCCAAAAUAUUCGUCUACACACUAGCUGGACACAAAAACCCUAUUAUGGGGGCAUUCAUACUUCAUAACUUUGUAAAUAUAUUAACAGUCAGCUCUGAUGGCGUAUUAUGUUUCUGGGAGGCAAACGUUUCUCUUGAUCAGCUGAAGAGCAUUGAUGACUCAAAACCUGUCUCAUUAUUUAGGAUCAGCAAUAGAUAUCGUUAUACAAACUCUAACGAAGUGCAAAUCAACGAUCCCGUUAGUGCAGUGGCAUUUCAUAAAGAUUUAAAAAUGCUUGCAACUGGGUUUGAAUCAGGGUUACUUUUACUACAUACAUUUCCAGACUUCAUAAUAAUCAGUGAAGUAAAUCUAUUCACUAACAGUAUAAGCAGUCUAACGAUUAACCGUAAUGGUGAUUGGAUUGGUGCAGGUUCAGAGCUAUUCGGACAAAUUGCUGUUUGGGAAUGGAGAUCGCAAUCCUGCUACCUACGCGCUGAUUCCCAUUCUAAGGAAAUGACUAGUUUGGCGUACUCUCCUGAUGGUUUACAUUUGGUAACUGGGGGUUAUGAUAACAAAGUGAAAGUUUGGCGUAUAUCUGGUGGCAGGUGUGUUGUAACCUUUACUGAGCACACAGCUGGUGUUACUGGAGUUGCAUUCCCAGCUCAAAAUUCCAAAGUCGUUUUGUCAGCCAGUUUGGAUGGGACCGUUCGCGCUCAUGAUCUGAUUCGCUACAGGAAUUUCCGUACAUUCACUGUGCCUACUCGUCGCGUUCAGUUCUCGUCGUUGGCUGUUGAUACGCGUGGCUCUCUUGUUGCUGCUGGAGGUCUGGAUACUUUUGAAGCUUAUGUAUGGUCAGUUAAGACGGGUCAGUUGUUGACUACCUUAACAGGGCAUACUUCUCCCAUUAGUGCACUAGCAUUUAAUCCUGCCAUUUCUGGUAUUGAUAUCGAAUUGGCUACUGUUAGUUGGGAUUGUACGCUUCGAUUAUGGGAUGUUACAGGCAAUUCGACUGAUGAAAAUAAUUUAUCUAGUAUGGGUCUUACAAAAGAGGUUGUUAAUUUUUCAUGUGAUGCUUUAUAUGUUGUAUAUCGAGCUGAUGGUAAGCAGCUGGCUAUUUCCCUUUUAAAUGGAAAUAUAGUUUUCUAUGACCCUGAUGAAGGGGUUGAAAUGGGAACCAUAGAUGGUCAUCGGGAUCUUGGGGUAGCACAGACUAAUGAGGAAGACUUAGUUACCCCACGUAGAGCAGCCGAAUCUAAGAAAUUCCAAACUAUAGCUUAUUCUGUCGACGGUGAACAUUUAAUAGCAGGUGGAGAUUCAAAAUACAUAUGUCUCUAUUCUGUUCCUGAUAAAUUAUUAAUUAAACGAUUUGAAGUCACAUGUAAUCUCUCACUAGCUGGAGUUCAAGAGAUACACGAUCGACGUAACUAUUUACAUCGUUUCAGUAUGGAAACAAUGAACGCCAAAGAAGCACAACGUCCUAGUUUGCGAAUCCCAUCAAGCAUUAAGGGUGAAGAUCGUAGUCGUCGCCAGUGGAGACCUGAAGUGAGAGUUUCUGCAGUUGAAUUUUCACCUACAGGUGAUUCAUUCGCAACUGCCACUACAGAAGGUAUUCUUGUAUAUUCCUUACCAUCUGCUGGAACAGGAUAUGGCAUAAGUAGUAUUUUUGGUGCUUCAAGCUGUAGUGAUAGUGGUUGGUUGUUUGAUACAUUAGGUAUUGAUGAACAAACCACUCCAUCAAAUGCUCGUAGUGCACUCGUUCAAGGUAGACAUGCAGAGGCGUUGGACAUGGCUAUUCGGUUGCAAUCGCAUGAACUUGUUGAGGAAGUCAUUGAAUCAAUUCCCGUUGACGAAAGUAAACAUUACUUAGAUCAUUUUACAUAUAUAUAUUUUUACCUGUCACCAUUAAAUCUCUUCAUUACUGGCAUGAUCUAGCUAUUGAAUUUUCUUGAUCAAAUCGGUCAUAAAUUUUUAAAUUUUCAGAUUUAUUCCUAAUAAUCUCAUGGUACAUAAUAUUAAAAAGAUUUGCUGGUAUUUAAUUGUGGUUAGACUAACCGUAUUUCUAAAUGUCAUCAUGGUCAGUGAUUCAGUUCUCUAUCCUUCAAUGACUUUAUGUUCAGUUUUUCUAUUGCAACUGUAACUCAUAUGAGAGUAGAUAGCUGUCGCAUUGUCUUGUACUCAUUUUUUCUAUUUCGUACAGUUUAUACUGAAAACGAUCUUAGUUGUAGUAAAUUCGAGUAAGAUGUAAAACAGUUAAGACAAUCAGCAUAGUCAAAGGGCUGUCGUUAUCACUUUUGAGUAUUAUUAUUUAAUAGUAUUUAUGCUAUUUUUAAGUCUAAGUAACUGAAUAAUUCCAUUCAUCAGUACGUAAGUGGGCAGUAUAUGCCCUUGAAUAACGGGAGGUGAGAUAUUAUUGUGGAAAUUUCAUCUUAUUUGAUUUAGGCCUCGACAUAAUUUAUUUAUGAUUGGGUAAGCAUCCUUGGGUGACAUUUCUUUCGUCCCAUAAAAGCAGUUAAGUUUUAUGUAAUUUAUAUUUCGGUUUCCUGUGAUAAAGCUGGAAAUUGUUAACAAUUAGUGAUAUAAAAAGCCUCAGUUGAUGAUGUUAACUACUGCACGUUUUCAUAAAUAAUGAGAUUAUUUUCAGAGUUCUUGCAAACGAAAAAGGACCUAACAGCUGUUCAUAUUCGUCUUACUGUAUGAUGAUGCCCAAGCCAUGAAAUCCGCACUUAAUCAGUUGGCAAUCAAUGUCCAUAGGUACGGUAUAUGCUUUGCACCUUCAAAGUGCAAAGAACUUCUACAAGACUGGCAGGAUUCCAAUCCUGUACUCACUCUGGAUGGUGAGCAGAUAGAAGUAGUCGAGAAGUUCGUGUAUCUGGGUAGCUGCAUAAGUGCUGGUGGGGGUGUGAGUGAUGUGAUCAAUGCACGUAUAGUGAAAGCCAGAGCGGCUUAUGCCAAUCUGGGCCAUCUUUGGUACCUUCGUGAUGUUAGUCUGGUUGUAAAAGGUCGGAUCCACAACGCGUCGGUGAGAGCAGUUCUGCUCUAUGCUUGUGAAACCUGGCCUCUCCGAGUUGAGGAUGUUAGAUGACUCUCUGUGUUUGAUCAUCGUUGUUUCCGAAGGAUUGUUGACAUCAAGUGGCAACACCAUGUUAGUAAUGCAGAGGUUCGGCAUCGUGUGUUCGGGCACAGAGAUGAUAAUUCAAUUGGUGUCGCCAUCUUGAAACACCGACUUCGGUGGCUUGGACAUGUACUACGAAUGUCGUCCCUGAGAAUUGCACGUCGUGCAUUAUUUGCCGACUUUGGGACUGGUUGGAAGAAGCGGAGAGGUGGUCAGAUUUCUUUCUUUUUUGACGACUUGUAGGAAAUAAACCAUUCUAUUCUAUUCGAGUUGGUUAUUUAAGAUAUUUAGCUACUUUAUACAUGGAAUACUUUCUGAUGAUGAAAUGCUGGAAAGUUUUUUCUUGGUAAUGUCCUUCAGCCUAUUGGACAAUUUUUGAUUGUGGAAAUAGGUUGCACAUACAGUCAUCGGAUUUGUGAAAAAGUCUUUGCAAUGAGUAAAUAUAGAUUAAGUCUUUGUAGUUGAAACUUGAUAUUUGGUAGUGAUCAAUUACUGAAGGGAAAUCUGAUGUCUCAUAAACAAUCUAUUAUUUCAUAGGUUUAAUUUUCACACUGCUGAUAUAUUUUUCAUGAAUUCUUUCUUCAAGGCUGUCUACACUUUGAAUUUUCGUUAUGUUUUAGUUGACUUUUUAGCCCGUCAACUCCCUAUCAAUCAAAUUGCACAUUAUCUCAUCUCUUUUCUUGCUCGUCAGUUGAGUGGCCGAUCACGUCAUGUUGAGUUAUAUGUUCGCUGGACACAUUCUAUACUCCGUUCUCAUGCGUUGAACUUGCGAAGAAUAGCUGCUAAUUCAGCUUUAUCUGAAUGUACGAGUUCUAAGGAGUCAAGAAAUCUUCCGAAUAACGAAUCAAUAGACAACAAAAAGGAACUUUGUAAUCCAGGUUUUUUAACUUUACAAGGUGAAUGGGCAACUUGCCAAGCAAACUUAGUUCGCUUACAGGCUAGUCUGAAUCAUGUAAAGUCUAAUAUAAUCAAACAUUGCGAAAAUGUGGACAAUUUGUGGAAUUAUUACGAAAGUUUAUUCAAAUUGUAUCACGAAAAGGAUGAUAAUAAUGUACAGAGUGAAAAUAUCAUGGAAUAUAGUUCGAGCUAAUUAGUUUCAUAUUGUACUUAUUCACUCUUACAUUAUGAAAAGUGCGUGUAUUUAUAAUUAAUAUAACUCGAUUUAUUGACAAUAUAAUCACAUCUUUGUUCGUAGAUUAUCCAUUUAUCGUGAAUUGUAUCUUCAAAACAUACUCAUAAUCAAAAUGUUUGUAAAUACAAGUUCUUUCAG
Schistosoma guineensis is the source of this 4923-nucleotide messenger RNA. Lineage: Eukaryota; Metazoa; Platyhelminthes; Trematoda; Strigeidida; Schistosomatidae. The record is from the annotation of a GenBank genome assembly.